AUGUCAUUAAAAAUUGAAUUUCAAUCUAUCAAGCAGGAGAUCAAUAGAUUGCAGAAGAAGCUAGAGGACUUAGAAUCAAUCUUGAAGGCACGAACGUUAUCGCCAGCUUUGAAUGAGGAUCCCGAAACUCCCUUUGCCGUCAACGGUGGAGCGAGCAGAAAGACAAUCAUCAAUACAGGAUUUGCGGCUCCAAUAAUCAAUCACAGUCACGCAACGCUUCGGAGUCGGUCGUUUAAGGUGAUGCGGCACCUUAUUAACGUUGUCGACGUUUCGCAUCUUGGUCAGCAGCAAAUUAAAACUGAGGUAAAACGAAAGCCUUCGUCGCUUUCCCGGACCACAGGAACGACACCAUCUGAACGCCUAGAGAAUUUGUCAAACACCCAAACCAUUCCAAAGACCACCAGAGUUACCAGGAGAUCCGCAUCGAAGCAGUCAGGACAGGCCUACACGUCCGAUACACCUAAAAUCUUCCAUCCUAAACGUCCUCGCAAGGAAGUUCCAAUCACCGCGGCAUCGACAUCGUUCCAACCACCAUCAAGCCCAAAUUCACCUCUCAAGACAACUACUGCUGAGAAAAAAGAAUUAAAAACAGGAACGACCGUUUCAGAUCGAUCAUUUGGGUUACCUUUGAACCCGAAAAGUGAACCAAAGACAAUCCUCAGCCCAAGCCCUGCCGAGAAACCUAGUCAAAAUCCUAGUGUUCCUCAAAUCUUUCACCCUAAACGUCUGGGUGAUGAGGAGGAGAGACUAACAGAGAGCCUCACUCGCAUUGGAACAGCAACUACCAAGAUUGUCAGCCUCUGGGUAACUAACCUGAGUAUUUAA
Puccinia graminis f. sp. tritici CRL 75-36-700-3 is the source of this 825-nucleotide messenger RNA. RefSeq lists its product as uncharacterized. NCBI's taxonomy places the organism in Eukaryota, Fungi, Basidiomycota, Pucciniomycetes, Pucciniales, Pucciniaceae. The coding region runs from base 1 to 825 and encodes 274 amino acids. The record is from RefSeq and is a predicted model, not a curated record. The transcript has a single exon.